Messenger RNA from Rhinocladiella mackenziei CBS 650.93, 1623 nucleotides. RefSeq lists its product as uncharacterized. The record is from RefSeq and is a predicted model, not a curated record. The transcript is spliced from 4 exons. The coding region runs from base 1 to 1623 and encodes 540 amino acids. Lineage: Eukaryota; Fungi; Ascomycota; Eurotiomycetes; Chaetothyriales; Herpotrichiellaceae.
AUGCCAACGUUGGAUCCGAUCAAACGCCGCAAGCAAAAUUGUGAGAACCAAAAACGUUGGCGACAGCGGCAGAUCGACGAGCUUCGAAGACUCACGACCGCACUUGACAAGAGUAACUCCCACGUGAAAGUGCUCGAAGUGGAGUCUGGACAACUACGAGGGGCGCUUCGCAAUGCACUCGCAGAAAUCAGCCGCCUCCGGAAGGCCAAUGGUGCUCUCAAGAGGCAAGUCCAAAAUUCCUUGAGCCAGGUUAGAUCACCUUCCAAGAAGACAGACCGUGAAUGGGGAACCAAUUACCGUUUGCCGGUCAUGUUUCCGGAGAACCAGAGGCCGAUGGUUGAGUUAAUCGAAGUCGACGGCUCAGAUUCAUCAAAGAACGGGCUUGCCUCGAAGAAGAAGCAGCUGUUGAGUGGGGUGAGCGGCUCUGAUGAAAGUGAUGGGGACUGGAAGAGUAUUGUGAUCAUGGACGAGGACGACGAGGAAAACGAGCAGGACGAGUUAUUCGAGCAGGCUCGCCGCUUCGAAACUACUCGUGAGAGAACCAGCUAUUUGGCGGGCCAUAAACAAGCUGAAACUCCGAGCGGAACAGAAAGUUUCGCGUUGGACGAUGACGUUGUCGAAUACCCCCAAAUUUUAAUCGACGACACCACUGUCCCCGAUUUGCACCACAGAAACGGGCAGGGAGAGGGAGCUCUUCAAGAGGUCGAUGGAGUUCAUCCUGGUGCCGAUCCUAUAUAUUUCAACUGGCCCACUGAUUCAAUCCUCGGCGGCACAGGGGCCAUCUGGCAGAGGAUGACGAAUUUUCCAGAUACCACACGGAUCUCGAAACACAUCUUGGCAGUUCAAAAUGUACUGUCUGGUGCUUUCGCUCAACUCAUCCAAAGACCGUCUGUGGAUUGCGAGAGGAUUGUGGCAGAAACUUUUGCCUGGUUGAUCCGCUCAGCCUGGCCAUCGUGUGAGAGCUGCUUCAAGAUGAUGACCGUCUAUAGACACAUAUAUUUGUUCGAGCUCUUUCGGAGCUUCCCUUGUCCGGUGACAUACAACAAGCUACACCCAUUCUACCGUCCCACAGCGCUCCAGCUCACCGUGCCUCACUCUCCAGCCAUCGACUGGCUUCCGUGGCCAGCCAUGCGGGACAGAGUGAUUCAGAUGCAAAACCAAACCAAUGUGGACGUGGAUCAACUAUGUCUCGCGUCGCUCGAACACACGGUCAUAGAACCAGAACCGAGCUUCUCCUCCGGAGCCGAUCAAGGGCCCGACGUACAUGUUACUUUUCGUAUCUGGGACAUGUACCUCCUCGAGAGAGCGGGAGGAGGAUCUUUCCCAAGUACAUCCAUGACCAUGACGCAUAACCCUGCAUCUCCAGAUCUGCAGGCCUUGGCCAAGGUGUACAACCUCCCAUUUCAGGACAUCACUCGUCUUCGGAUCGACGCUCCUUUCUACAAUAUGUUUCCUGACACAUACCUUCCGGGAUGUACUUCGGGUUGUCAAAUCGUACCCCUAGACGUGGAAUACAAGGAACAUUUGGAAUAUCCGUCCGAUUUAACGCUUGCUUCGGUUCAUCGCCUGGAGAGACGAGUGCAGGAGUGGCUCAAUGUGUUGGGCCGAGAGAAGAUUGAUUGA